GCUGACGCGCGCGUGCGCCCUUGCGUUUCUCCCCCUAACUCAAGUUUGACCUACAGCCACCGGGAGAAGAUGGCCGUCCCAGCAGUGUCCGGGCUGUCCCGGCAGGUGCGAUGCUUUAGUAUGACUGUCGUCAGGCCGUUUUCCAAGCUCGUGCGGCCACCUGUUCAGGUAUAUGGUAUCGAAGGUCGCUAUGCCACUGCUCUUUAUUCUGCUGCAUCUAAACAGAAUAAACUGGAACAAGUAGAGAAAGAAUUGUUGAGAGUAUCACAAAUCUUGAAGGAACCCAAAAUGGCUGCUUCCAUUAUGAAUCCCUAUAUAAAGCGUUCCGUGAAAAUGAAAAACCUAAAUGACGUGAGCACAAAAGAGAGGUUCUCUCCUAUCACAUCCAACCUGAUCAAUUUGCUUGCUGAGAAUGGUCGCUUGAACAAUACCCCUGGAGUCAUUUCUGCCUUUUCGACCAUGAUGAGCGUCCACCGUGGAGAAGUACCGUGCACAGUGACCACUGCAUCUGUAAGUGACACCCUGUUGCCACUAGAUUUGCUUUGACAUGCCAUGCAUCAC
This is a messenger RNA of Leptonychotes weddellii (Weddell seal), 561 nucleotides long. The record is from RefSeq and is a predicted model, not a curated record. Lineage: Eukaryota; Metazoa; Chordata; Mammalia; Carnivora; Phocidae.